UGCGUGCGUCUCUCAGGCAGCGCGCACGCCGGCGUGAGAGGGCACGGGGAAAAAGGUGGCUCAGGCCGGGGCGGCUCGGUUUCCUGGGGUUAUGUAGCAGGGCUCGUCGGCUCGCGAGACCUCUCGCCGCCCUCGCCCGUGUCCCAGCGCGGAGUCUGUGCUCCGGGCGGAGGCCGUGUUCAAGCCCUCCGCGCUCCCUCGACGUAGAGCUCGCCCCUCGCUCGCUCGCUCGCUCGCCCGCCCGCCCGUGGGAGCGUCCCGGCCGAGCUGCGCGGAGGGGGAGGGGAGGCCAUUUUGUCCCGACCGACUCCCCGGAACCGGGCGGAGCGGCUGGGAGAGGCUGCGGAGCCGCGGGCGCCGCCCCUCGGAGGCACGGGCGCCGCCACCGUCGGGGCUUCCUCGACGAGGCCGUUCGCGAGGUCUUCUGCUCCGUCUCGAGAGCUGCUUUCCCCCGCCCGCACACGCGUAGCCGGCUGCUGCGGCCCCAGAACGCCCGGGUUGAGGAGUUGGCCGUAGUGAGCAGCACCGAUCCCUUGGGGCUACCGGCGGCGAGCACCCGAGCCGCUCCUCCCAAUGGCGAAGAAGACGUACGACCUGCUUUUCAAGCUGCUCCUGAUCGGGGACUCGGGAGUGGGCAAGACCUGCGUCCUUUUUCGUUUUUCGGACGAUGCCUUCAAUACCACCUUUAUUUCCACCAUAGGAAUAGACUUUAAGAUCAAAACAGUGGAACUACAAGGAAAGAAGAUCAAGCUACAGAUAUGGGACACAGCAGGCCAGGAGCGAUUUCAUACCAUCACAACCUCCUACUACAGAGGAGCAAUGGGCAUCAUGCUAGUGUAUGACAUCACCAACGGUAAAAGCUUUGAAAACAUCAGCAAGUGGCUUAGAAACAUAGAUGAGCAUGCCAAUGAAGAUGUGGAAAGGAUGUUACUAGGGAACAAGUGUGACAUGGACGACAAGAGAGUUGUACCGAAAGGCAAAGGAGAGCAGAUUGCAAGGGAGCAUGGUAUUAGAUUUUUUGAGACUAGUGCAAAAGCAAAUAUAAACAUCGAAAAGGCGUUCCUCACAUUAGCUGAAGACAUCCUCCGAAAGACCCCUGUAAAAGAACCCAACAGUGAAAAUGUAGAUAUCAGCAGUGGAGGAGGCGUGACAGGCUGGAAGAGCAAAUGCUGCUGAGCGCUCUCCUGUCCAUCUGCUGCCAUCCACCAUCCGUUUCUCUUCUUGCUGCAAAAUAAAACACUCUGUCCAUUUUUAACUCUAAACAGAUAUUUUUGUUCCUCAUCUUAACUAUUCAGUCCACCUAUUUUAUUUGUUCUUUCAUCUGUGACUGCUUGCGGACUAUUAUAAUUUUCUUCAAAAAAAAAUGUAUAGAAAAAUCAUGUCUGUGACUUCAUUUUCAGAUGUACUUGCUCACUCAACCCUGCACUUCAGUUGUAUUAUAGUCCAGUUCUUAUCAACAUUAAACUAUAGCAAUCAUUUCAACUAUUCUGCAAAUUGUAUAAGAAUAAAAGUUAGAAUUAACAAUUUUAUUUUGUACAACAGUGGGAUUUUCUGUCAUGAAUAAUGUGCUUGAGUCCCUAUAAUCUAUAGAUGUGAUAGCAAAGAAACAAAAGCCAGGAAAACACUCAUUUUCGCCUUGACUCUGUAUGUGGGGUUAAUUUUGUCCUGUGCCUUAUGUGGAAAGGACCUCCUUUGAUUUUUCUCUUUGUUUCGGUGGAAGCAUGUGCAGGGGACAUUUCAUCCCGACAUAAACCCGUUCGGAUGCUUGUGGUUUGCUUGGCUGUAUCUUUCAGAGUAGUUAACUGAGGACAAAGGGUAAUGCAGAAGUGAUAUUUGAUUUCCAGUCUCAUUCCCAGUGGCCUUGAUAUUUAAACUGAUCCCCGCCACCAAGUCCUUGGGCCACUCUGUCCCUGCGUCUCAUCUUUCUGCAUGCUGCUUUGUUUGCCCCUACUACUCCUGGUAUGAGUUAUUUAAAGAUGAAAGGUUUGUCAAGUUUAACAUAAAGCACUGGUUUACCUUGCUAAGUAAACAGAAAGGUAAAUUCUAACUGCCUAUAUCAGAUGUCAGUUAAUCGGUGUCAGCCCCUCAUUUACUCUCUUCCCAAACCUGUCCUGCUGUUUGCCUUCUGUUCCCCUCCCCACCCCACCUUACCCCACUCCCUGUCUAUCCAUGGAGUUUAUGAAAUGGAAGAGUUAAUUGCAUGCACUAGUGUUUGGAGGGUGUUGUGGCUUGUCUUUCUAAUUAGGUGUAUAUCCUAUUCACUUUCCUAGAGUAAACCUCCUAACCUGGAUUUGACUAGUCUCCAUUAUGCCAACUCCUCUGGCAGUCUUUUCUGGUAGCCCAGGAAAGACUGGUUUUAAAAAUACCAUAAAGAGCAAGGAGGAGUGGGUCUUAGUAGCAUUUGCCAAAUGUAUUGAGAUUUGGCCUCUGAAGAACACUUUCGGUAUUAAGUUGUCUUUACUGUUAAGAUUUAGAAAUACAUUAUAAUAUUAUUAAUUUCAAGUCCUAUCUUUAUAUCCUCUCAGAAAACUUCUGUUACCAUAAUUUUUUAAAAAAGAAAAAGGACAGCAAAAGGCUUCUCAUGUAAAGCUGAGUUCUCUGGCUCUGUCUGACCCAUCCUUCUCUCCCCGUUCUAGUUUGGCUUCAUUGCUUCUCAUUGGGAUAGGGUGGGCAAAGUCCCCUAUGCUGCUAGCAUCCUAAGAUGAUACCUUUGUGGGAAUAAUUGUGAAUAGCAUGAUUCAUUUCAAGCAGAGGCUGAGUUUAGGACAGCAGCUACCAUUGAGAAGAUUUCUGUGACAUGCAUUUUAAUGACCUCUUGGCUCACAUAAACAAUAUAGGGACAUGUCUGCUAAAAGAAACCAUGAAUUUUUCAGAUAGUGCCCUAAAGACAAUUUUAUAUGCCUCACUGGUGGUCCUUAGGGUUCUCCUCCCUCACUUGACUUUAUCAUUGUUUACUAGUAAAGAGCAGCAUUGCCAAAUAAUCCCUGAUUUUCCACUAUGAAAAAUGCAAUGUUUAAGCUUUUGAAGUUGUAGGUUAAACCUACUGUUGUUAGACCUUUGCUGUUUGUGUUACUUCCCUCUAUCUGGAAUGUGGUGGUCGCCUCUUUACUUUAAACUUUCUUUAACCCUUAAUUCAGUGACUUAAGGUUUGGAGCUACACACUGGGAUUUUGGCUAACAGACUGACAGUUUUGUUGUUUGCAUAAUUAUAAUCGGCAUUGUACAGAGAAAGGAUAUGGCUACCUUUGUUAAAUCUGCACUUUCUGAAUAUCAAAAAAACAAAAACAAAAGGGAAAUGGAGUAUAAAUCAAUUUUUGUAUAAUCUGUUUGAAACCCGAGUUUUAUUUGCUGACUAUUAGGGCUUUGUCCCCUUUCUGUAAGUCUCUUGGGAUCCUGUGUAGAAGCUGUUCUCAUUAAACACCAACAGUUCAGUCCAUUCUCUGGUACUAGCUACAAAUUCGGUUUCAUACUCUACUUAACAAUUUAAAUAAACUGAAAUAUUUCUAGAUGGUCUACUUCUGUUCAUAUAAAAACAAACUUGAUUUCCAA
Molecule: messenger RNA, 3548 nt
Organism: Mastomys coucha (southern multimammate mouse)
Lineage: Eukaryota; Metazoa; Chordata; Mammalia; Rodentia; Muridae
Gene: Rab10
Product: RAB10, member RAS oncogene family
Exons: 6
Coding region: 574-1176 (200 amino acids)
Biological process (GO): cellular response to insulin stimulus
Cellular component (GO): Golgi apparatus; recycling endosome; insulin-responsive compartment
Molecular function (GO): GTPase activity; GTP binding
Source: RefSeq, a predicted model, not a curated record